AUACUCUGUGGUCAUAAGUCAUAAGAGUUUCUUAGGAGUCACAGGCAUAAUUAUUAAGUAAUAAGAUUCAAAUUAAACUUUAAAUAGAAAUUCUUUUGAUAAGUGCUAUUGAUGUUAUUGUUAAUAUGGAUUAUUAUCAAUAAUAUUAACGGAAAAGAAUUAUAUCUGUAGUUAAAUAAAUCACAUUAAUAUUCUUAAUGGAGUGGUUAAGUUCGACUAUUCUUAAAUCGCUUUGGCGACCUACUGUAAAUAUUGUUAGAACGAGGUAUCAUGCGGACAAAACGAGACUUGUAAGACGGUAUGGAUACGAAGAAAAAAUUUGGAGUGGAGGGUUAAUGCCACGGUCAGAGGGAAGACGAUUGCCAAUGCCGGAGUACAGACCUCUUAACCCAUGGACAGAACGCCGGGCAUUAUUUGGUCAAAAUGACUACAUAGAUAUACUAGGUUCUGGUGAUUUACAUCCUGUUAAGACUUUGUAUACAUUGCCGUCAUGGAUUAAAGGAGUUAGUGGCCAUGAGUAUCAUAUUCUUCUUCGUAAGAAGAAAAUGUUUGCUCGUACUGGGACACCAGUAACGAGACCAACUAAAUGGAAGGAAUAUGAAAAACGUUUGUCUUUCUUAUAUAGAAAACUUAAUCGGAAAACAAAAACAGGCCCAUCAUCAACUUAAAAAGAUAUUUAUUCAGUGUUUUUGUAGUUAGUUAUUAAAGUUAAUAUAGUUAAAUGGCAUGUUUUUUAUUAGACAA
Molecule: messenger RNA, 744 nt
Organism: Melitaea cinxia (Glanville fritillary)
Lineage: Eukaryota; Metazoa; Arthropoda; Insecta; Lepidoptera; Nymphalidae
Gene: mRpL51
Product: 39S ribosomal protein L51, mitochondrial
Exons: 4
Coding region: 198-668 (156 amino acids)
Biological process (GO): translation
Cellular component (GO): mitochondrial large ribosomal subunit
Molecular function (GO): structural constituent of ribosome
Source: RefSeq, a predicted model, not a curated record